This is a messenger RNA of Entelurus aequoreus (snake pipefish), 4081 nucleotides long. Its product is annotated as fascin-2-like. The transcript has 5 exons. Gene Ontology annotation, molecular function: actin filament binding; protein-macromolecule adaptor activity. Gene Ontology annotation, cellular component: actin cytoskeleton; cytoplasm. The record is from RefSeq and is a predicted model, not a curated record. NCBI's taxonomy places the organism in Eukaryota, Metazoa, Chordata, Actinopteri, Syngnathiformes, Syngnathidae. Gene Ontology annotation, biological process: establishment or maintenance of cell polarity; actin filament bundle assembly; cell migration. Bases 183 to 1658 code for a protein of 491 amino acids.
GCACAAGCGCUCUGGUGGAGAGAAAGUGACUGGGCGGAAGAAGUGCUAAAACAAUCCAUCAAGGGCGAUAAGAAGAGCUUAUUUAUGACCUGAAGACACAAAAAGGAGAGAGAAAUCUUUUAUCCAUUUUUUACAUUCUGGUCCUAAACCUUUUUCUUUGUAUUGGUGUGGCUUGGUCAAGCAUGCCCACAAACGGAGUUAAUAGAGCCCUGAAGCUCCAGUUUGGCCUCAUCAACUAUGAAAACCGCUACCUUACGGCGGAGGCUUUCGGCUUCAAAGUGAACGCCUCGGGGACCAGCAUGAAGAAGAAGCAGAUCUGGACCUUGGAGCAGGACGAGCAGGAUGGCCAGGUGGUGUUCCUCCGCAGCCACCUCGGACGCUACCUGGCUUCCGACAAAGACGGGAAGAUCACAUGUGGGGCCGAGGAUCCUGAUCCAGAGUGCCGGUUCCUGAUUGUCCCCCAGUCUGACGGUCGCUGGGCGCUGCAGUCGGAGCCUUACCUGCGUUACUUUGGAGGCUCGGCCGAUUACCUGUCCUGCUUUGCCCAGGUGAUUGCGGAGCAAGAGCUGUGGGCUGUCCAUUUGGCUCUGCACCCGCAAGCAAGUCUGUUCAGCGUCGCACGGAAACGUUACGCCCAUCUGUCUGCUUCCGAUGGAGAGAUCUCGGUAGACAGCAACAUUCCCUGGGGGGUGGACUCUUUAGUCACCUUAGUGUACCAGGAGGGCAAGUACAGCCUGAAAACCUGUGAUAGCCGCUUCCUCAGUAACGACGGCAAACUGGUGAAGGAGAACACCAACACCACCAGCUUCACCCUGGAGCUGAAAUCGGGCAAGCUGGCAUUUAAGGACUGUGGCGGCAAAUAUCUGACCCCGGUGGGUCCAACGGGUACGCUGCGCUCGGGACGGUGCUCCAAGCCGGGAAAAGAUGAGCUCUUUGACCUCGAAGAAAGUCAUCCACAAGUAAUUUUUCAAGCAGCCAAUAAAAGAUUUGUCUCCGUCAAGCAAGGUGUAAGUAUUUCAGCCAAUCAAGACGUGGACACGGACAUGGAGACAUUCCAGAUGGAGAUUGACAAAAAGAGCAAAAAGUCCAUUUUUAGGACCAACGGGGGCUCCUACUGGACACUAGUGACUCACGGAGAGAUUCAGUCGACUGCAUCGGAAAUAGAGAUCAAUACAAUGUUCGACAUCGAGUGGCGGGGGCAAAGGGUGGCCCUCAAAGCAAGCAACGGAAAGUAUGUAUGCACAAAGAAGAACGGGCAGCUCUCAGCAGUGAGUGACGCAGUAGGAGAGGACGAAUUAUUCCUGAUGAAGCUUAUCAACCGGCCAAUGCUGAUCCUUCGUGGCGAGAACGGCUUUGUGUGUCACCACAAGAACUCCAACACCUUAGACGUCAAUCGAUCGGUCUACGACAUUUUCUCAUUGAUCUUCAACGACGGCGCCUACAAUAUUAAGAGUGUGAAUGGAAAAUUCUGGUACGUCUCCAGCAGCGGCCUAGUGUGCUCGGAUGGAGAAAAACCCGAAGAUUUUUUCCUGGAGUUUCUGGAACACGGGCGCAUUGCCAUUAAGUGUUCGAAUGGCAAGUACCUCCGAGGAGACCAGGGAGGCACACUAAUGGGAGAUCGCACUUCGGUUGAUGCGUCCUCUCUUUGGGAGUACUAAAAUCUUUUGGAAAAAAUGGUGCAAAAAAGAUGAUUGAUGAUGUGAAGGAGCUGCUUCUAUCAGCUCACACACAAGGGGGGAUUGGUUGGCUAACAUUUUAUUGCCUGUUUUUCUACCAACAGCCAGACGCCUAGUCAAGUUUUUUUAAUUGAGAGGUUUAGGAAAAAAGAAUUAUUUUUUUCUUUCAGAUGAACGCGCCAUUGCCAAGCUCGGAAGAUUCAUAGCUAAUCAUAAUAAAUAAAAAAUAAAAAACUUGAUCUUUAAAGGCCUACUGAAAUGAAUUUUUUUUUUUAUUUAAACGGGCAUAGCAGAUCCAUUCUAUGUGUCAUACUUGAUCAUUUCGCGAUAUUGCCAUAUUUUUGCUGAAAGGAUUUAGUAGAGAACAUCAACGAUAAAGUUCGCAACUUUUGGUCGCUGAUUAAAAAAAAGCCUUGCCUAUACCGGAAGUAGCGUGACGUUACCGGAGGAAGGACUCCUCACAUUUGACCAUUGUUUACAAUGCAGCGAGAGCGAUUCGGACCGAGAAAGCGACGAUUACCCCAUUAAUUUGAGCAAGGAUGAAAGAUUUGUGGAUGAGGAACAUGAGAGUGAAGGACUAGAGUGCAGUUCAGGACGCAUCUUUUUUCGCUCUGACCGUAACUUUGGUAGAAGCUGGCUCAUUGGAUUCCACACUCUCUCCUUUUUCUAUUGUGGAUCACGGAUUUGUAUUUUAAACCACCUCGGAUACUAUAUCCUCUUGAAAAUGAGAGUGGAGAACACGAAAUGGACAUUCACAGUGACUUUUAUCUCCACGACAAUACAUCGGUGAAGCACUUUAGCUACGGAGCUAACAUGAUAGCAUCGGGCUUAAUUGCAUAUAGAAACAAAAGUAAUAAACCCCUGACUGGAAGGAUGGACAGAAAAUCAACAAUACUAUUAAACCAUGGACAUGUAAAUACACGGUUAAUGCUUUCCAGCCUGGCGAAGGUUAACAAUGCUGUUGCUAACGACGCCAUUGAAGCUAACUUAGCAACGGGACCUCACAGAGCUAUGCUAAAAACAUUAGCUAUCCACCUACGCCAACCAGCCCUCAUCUGCUCAUGAACAUCCGUGCUCACAUGCGUUCCAGCGAUCGACGAUGCGACGAAGGACUUCACCCAAUCACAGAUGCGGUCGGCGGCUAGCGUCGGAUAGCGCGUCUGCUAUCCACCUCAAAGUCCUCCUGGUUGGGUUGCUGCAGCCAGCCGCUAAUACACCGAUCCCACCUACAACUUUCUUCUUUGCAGUCUUCAUUGUUCGUUAAACAAAUUGCAAAAGAUUCACCAACACAGAUGUCCAGAAUACUGUGGAAUUUUGAGAUGAAAACAGAGAUUUUUGCAUUGGAUUCAAUGGCGUCCGCAUACUUCCGUUUCAACGAUUGACGUCACGCGCAUACGUCAUCAUACAUAGACGUUUUCAACCGGAAGUUUAGCGGGAAAUUUAAAAUUGCACUUUAUAAGUUAACCCGGCCGUAUUGGCAUGUGUUGCAAUGUUAAGAUUUCAUCAUUGAUAUAUAAACUAUCAGACUGCGUGGUCGGUAGUAGUGGCUUUCAGUAGGCCUUUAAAGUCAGGUUUCAAAUAAUGAUCAGUAAACCAUCAGUAAUUGCUGGAACAAACAAAAUAAGCUCUGCUUGUCCUUACUCCUUUUUGGACCUGUUUAAAUGUUGUAAGUGUAAACAUGUGAUGUUUCCAAAUGUAACUUGUUAAAAGCAUGUCCAAGACAAAGUAAAAAAAUACCAAGUAGGUACAGGAACAGCAUCAUGCCUCAGAAGUACCUGAACAAAUGAAGUGUUCUUGCCUAUUAAGUUGAAAUGCCUUUCCAAUCAACGCCAUUAGUGGAACCAUCCACAUACUGUUCUGUAUGCUAAUUAACCCAAUGGCAAAACAACAAAACAUACAUUUGAUCAUCUAAAUCAGAGAGACAACACUCCCUACACGCUUUCUCUUACAUAUUUGUAACUUCCGCAUGUGUUUUGCAGUCAUUUUUAAGUCUAUGUUGCGUACACUAUGAACUUGAAUGGGAAUGGGAACUGCACUUUUUUUUGGAAUGUUGCCUAACGUUCACAAUCCUGAUGAGAAACAAGACGAUUUAUGUUUUUGUUUUUCUGUUUUUUUGCAUUCUAAUAGGUUGUGAGUUCAAACGCCGGCUGAGUCAUACCAAAGACUAUAAAAAAUGGGACCCAUUACCUCCCUGCUUGGCACUCAGCAUCAAAAGGUUGUAAUUGGGGGUUGAAUCACCAAAAAUGCUCACUGUUCCUCUCACCUCCCAGGGGGCGAUCAAGGGUGAUGGGUCAAAUUCAGAGAAUAAUUUUGCCACACCUAGCGUGUGUGUGUGAGAAUCAUUGUCAACUUUAACUUUAAUAAUCGACUUGUCCUAGGUAGCUAGCAGAGGUGUGGACUCGAGU